AUGGAAAAGUCACAGCUGCCCUCUGAGCUCUCCUCCCGGCCCCCUUCUGAGGAGCCCGACAGCUCUGCCCGGGUCUGCACAACCAGCAACCCAUCCCGGCGGCUGCACAGCUGCCCGUGCCCGGAGCGGGGCUGCGUGGUCCGCUUGCGAAGGGGGAGGCGGGAUCGUGUUUUUCCCCGCCUCGAGACCGCCCCAGGACCGGCCUUUUUCCUCCUCCUCCUCCUCCCUCCUCCAUCAUGUGGAGCCGGCGGCGGGGCCGGCGCGGUGGGGCGAAGCGCGGAGGAGCUGCGGGAGCGGCGGCGGGAGCGAGAGGCAGCCCUCAGGAAGGCCCGGCGGCAGGAGCAGCUGGUCAGCAAGCGGCUCCUGCGGGAGGACAGCGUGCCCGAGGAGGGGGGACAGCAGGGAGCAGACGUCGUGCCAGACACACUCUCAGAGGAUGAGGUUCUGGAGCUGCUCAGGGGUGUGCAGAGGGGCUCGGAGGACAGGAAGCGUUCGCUCGGCCGCCUCCGCUGGGCUCUGCAGAACGAGGAGACUCAGCAGAAGUUUGUCAGGCUGGACGGCAGCAUCCGGGUGCUCACUGGGCUCUUCACCAGCAGCCUGGCUGACCUGCAGCUGGAGGCUGCCCGCUGUCUGCACGAGCUGUCCCACUCCAGUGUCCCCAUGGUGGCAGAGGCGUGCCUGCCUGUCACCUCCUACCUGCUCACCUACCUGUCAGGACACAGCCUGGAGUUCACGGAACUGUGUCUGUACACACUGGGGAACCUCGUAGUGGAAAGUGAGGCUGUGAGGAAGCAACUUGUGCCCCAGGGCAUUAUUCCAGUGCUGGCAUCCUGCAUCCAGUCCCCACACGAGGCAGUGCUGGAAGGUGUGGGCUAUGUCCUCUCACAGCUCCUCCAAGCCAAGGAAGCCCCCACAGAGAUCAUCCCCCUGGUCCUGGACUCUGUUCUCCCCCAGCACAUGCUCCGGCUGGUUUGCUCUGGCCUCAGGGCUGGGAUGGGAGCAGCUGUAGAGUUUGCAUGGUGUCUCCACUACAUCAUUUGUAGGCACAAAGACAACGUGGUGCUGCUGGCACUGGGAGCUGUGCCUGCCCUCACCUCGCUCCUGCUCGACUUGGCUUCCCAAAUCCCUGAGGAUGUUCCCGAGGGCCUGGAGCUGCUCGUGUGCCCCGUGCUGCGGUGUCUCAGUAACCUGCUGGCACAGACAGGCUGCCAGGGCCAGGGCCAGGACGGGCGCCUGCUCGUCGCCCUCUUCCUCCUCCUGCAGUGCUUCCUGCAGCAGCACCCCUUCCUCAUCCAGGAGUGCCUCUGGCUGCUCAACAACCUCACGGCGGAUGAUCCCUUCUUCUGCUCUGCUCUGCUCUCCCUGGACCUGCUCCCAGCCCUGCUGCAGCUCCUGACGUGUUCCCAGAUGGCCAUUGUGCUGGUCCUGACUGUGCUGUGCAACAUGGCAGAGAAGGGAGUGUCCCAGUGCCAGCGGCUGCUCCAGCAGCCCCUCCUGCCCCGCCUCUUGCCCCUCCUCACACUGCCCGACCCCAAGACCGUGGGGCAGUGCCUGGAGCUGCUGCACCUCCUCUUCCUGCACUGCCCAGAGGCUGCUGCUGAUUUCACCAGGCAAGGUGGACACCAGGCCCUGGAGCAGCACCAGAGCACCCCAGAGCUGCAGGAGCGGGCACAGGCACUGCUGGAUGUGGUCAGGCAGUCCCCAGGAGCCCCCAGUGCCUGCCAGGCCACACUGGCUGCCUUCUCCUAGGCCUUGCCCCU
Messenger RNA from Cinclus cinclus, 1760 nucleotides. RefSeq names its product transmembrane and coiled-coil domains 6 (gene TMCO6). The record is from RefSeq and is a predicted model, not a curated record. The coding region runs from base 1 to 1749 and encodes 582 amino acids. The transcript has 13 exons. Lineage: Eukaryota; Metazoa; Chordata; Aves; Passeriformes; Cinclidae. Gene Ontology annotation, molecular function: protein binding.